AUGCGUACGCUCCUCAAGAUGUUACCACUAUCACUGCUUGUCUCGACUCUAGCAGUCGCGCAGAAUUCGUCCUAUUUUCAACCAAACUCAACGGGGGUCAAGCUGCAGAAUGGGUUUGAGCGUGUCUUUGUGCAGCCUUUUGGAAACCACGCUUUCCGCGUUCGCGCGAGCCUCAUGCAUGAUCCUUCGGGCACAGAGCCCUCAGCCUUGUUAGACCCGCCUCUCGAAGGUCCCGGUGGUCAAGCAGGUCUCGAUAUCUCGAGUACCAUCCCGUAUGCCGGCAACGCCACCAUCCGCAAUGGCGAUCUUGUCGCCGAAUUCAACCUCGGGGUCCUGUCAUUCUACCGCGUAGAGCCGAAUGGAACCCGAACCUUACUCACGGCAGAGUACACGGACGAUAAGGCGCUUCCGGCGAGGUAUUAUGUUCAGGAGUUCAGGAGCAGUAGUUUCGAGGCCCAGUUUAGCUUCUUGUCGGAUACCGGAGAGGGAAUUUACGGUGCGGGCCAACAAGCUUGUUGUAGGGAUGAGAGCGUGAAUAAGAAGGGAAGUACGGUGGACCUGUUGAACUUCAAUUCUCAGGUGCCAAUUCCAAUGUUCAUGUCGGACAAGGGGUAUCUUAUGUUCUUCAACUUUCCUGGUCAAGGACGAAUGGAAUUUGGUCAUUACAAAACCCGCUUCGUCGCUGAAGAAGCAACCGUCAUCGACUACUACAUCACUACGGCCUCGCCAGGAGACUAUGAUACUUUGCAAGAACAGUAUACAGCUGUGACAGGAAGACAACCUACACCUCCUGACUUUAUCCUCGGCUUCCAGCAGUCGAAGUUGAGGUACUACAACCAGAGCCAGGUGAUAGAUGUGGCGCAACGCUUUCAUGACGAGCAAAUCAACCUCAGUAUGAUUGUCGUCGAUUUCUUCGCUUGGAAAUUCCAAGGCGAUUGGUCGUUCGAUCCAUCACUCUUCCCUGACCCUGCAGGCAUGGCAGCUCAAGUCAAGAAUCUCACCGGAGCGGAGAUGAUGGUCUCCCUUUGGCCUUCCGUGGAGAACCUCUCGCGGAACUAUCUGGCCUUGCAGAAGAAUGGAUGGCUAGUGACAACAAGAGAUGGGACGGGAGUAACGGAUCAGUUCGCAGGCGUGUACACCAGGCUUGUAGAUUCUACAAAUCCCGGGGCAAGAGAGUUCCUGUGGAAAACAUUGAACGACAGCUAUUUCUCGAAGGGAAUCCAUAACUUUUGGAUCGACCAAGCGGAUGGAGGCACCCUUGGAGAACCUUUCGAAAAUAACGGUGACCUCAUUACCCAGAUCCCUUACGCGCGUUCUUUUGCCCAGUACUUCGUCGGCACACAGACAUCUGCUGGCAAGCUCUAUCCAUGGCUUCACCAAGCCGCCAUAAACGAAGGGCUUCACAACCUCACUGAACAACCUCUUACAUCCUCUUCCUGUGAAUACAUGUCACUCACGCGGAGCACGUUCGCUGGUGGCCAAAGGUAUUGCAGUUAUCUGUGGAGUGGAGAUACGGAGAGUAAGUUCGAAGUGCUCUUGCAGCAAAUUACGGCAGGGGUUAGUGUCAGCGCCAGUGGGAUUUCGAGUUGGACGUUGGAUAUCGGCGGAUUUGAGGGUUUGAAUGUGGAUUCUGAGGAGGGGAGGGAGUUGUUCGUGAGGUGGUUGGCGAUGGGGACCUUUUUGCCUUACAUGCGUGUACAUGGCGAUCGGUCUUGCAACAUUCCUGCCAAUGCAUCGAUCUUCAAUGGCAACAACUGUCCCAACGAGCCUUGGUCAUACGGAGAGGAUAACUUCCCUAUUAUCAAGAUGUACAUAGCCCUGCGCUAUCAAUUGGUCCCCUACGUCAAGGCCCUGUUCCAAAAGCUGUACGACACGGGGCGGACCAUCAUGCGCCCCUUGUACUACGACUUUUCUCUGAGCGACGAGUUCGUCGUCAACGCGACCAAAGCAAAUGACCCCUUGGUCACGCAUCAAUUCAUGCUUGGACCUCGAAUUCUCGUGUCGCCCGUUGGCGUCCAGGGCGCCACGUCCAAGAUUGUAUAUCUGCCUCGCCUCAACGAUGAGCAGAUGGCCCAGAACUUCAGUUGGACACACUGGUGGAGUGGAAAGGACUUCGGUCAAGGAGGUAUAAGCGUGGAUAUCAGUGCGCCGCUGGACCAGAUCCCCGUAUUUUUCCUCGGAAGCAAGGACGAUAUCAUGUCGGGCGAUAUCUGA
Messenger RNA from Stereum hirsutum FP-91666 SS1, 2214 nucleotides. RefSeq names its product glycoside hydrolase family 31 protein. The record is from RefSeq and is a predicted model, not a curated record. Gene Ontology annotation, molecular function: hydrolase activity, hydrolyzing O-glycosyl compounds; carbohydrate binding. Bases 1 to 2214 code for a protein of 737 amino acids. Lineage: Eukaryota; Fungi; Basidiomycota; Agaricomycetes; Russulales; Stereaceae. The transcript is spliced from 15 exons. Gene Ontology annotation, biological process: carbohydrate metabolic process.